CAGCCUCAGAUCUGUUUGGCAACAAGGCUGUGUCUAUUGUACCACUGCUGCUGCUGACUUAUCGAUUUUUGUCUCACCAAAACAAACAUUUCUCCGUUUUAACGGAUCGCAGACCGGACAUCGGUCUCUCUUCCGUCUGACAGCACACAGGAACCGACAUGGAGCUGGGAUUCCUCUGGCUGGCUCUGGCCGCGGUGCUGGGCUCGGUGCUCGGACUCGGCGAGGACCUCGACCGGCCUCUGUUCGGGCCUCCCGGCUCUCCGAUCCGGCUGCAGGAAUCGGAUCCGGGCUUGAAAAAGGCGCUGCUCUUCGCAGAGGAGCGCUACAACCGGGGCUCCAACGCCAUGCACCUCCGCAGAGUCAGCCGGUUCAUCUCCGCCACUAAGCAGCUGGUUAAGGGUAUUCGCUACACAGUAACAGUGGAACUGAGCAACACUCAGUGUAAGAAAUCCGCCAUGCUCAGGACAUGUGACUUCUAUCCUGAGUCACAGAAACUUAAGACUGAAGUAUGCGUGUUUGAAGUUUGGGACAUUCCCUGGCAGGGCACCUCAACCCUGCUCAAACAGAAGUGCCAGCCUAAAGCUGAACUUGAAGUAGAAGAAACCAACAAGGUGGAGGAUCCAUCCACCAGUCAGCCCCUGGAGGAGUCUGUGGAGCUGCUGGGCCAGUUUAAAGAGUUCAUGGUUAGAUAUAAUAAAGACUACAGCAGCCAGGAGGAGGCCGACCAUCGUCUGCGCAUCUUCCACCAGAACCUGAAAACUGCUGAGAAGCUCCAGUCUUUGGAUCAAGGUUCAGCUGAAUAUGGAGUCACCAAGUUCAGUGACCUAACUGAGGAGGAGUUUCGCUCUACUUACCUGAACCCGCUGCUCAGUCAGUGGACUCUCCAUCGACCAAUGAAACCAGCCGCUCCGGUCCAAGGCCCCGCCCCUGACAGCUGGGAUUGGCGUGAUCACGGAGGUGUUAGUCCCGUUAAGAACCAGGGCAUGUGUGGGUCCUGCUGGGCUUUUUCUGUCAUCGGCAACAUUGAAGGCCAGUGGUUCCUGAAGAAUGGAACACUGCUGUCACUUUCUGAACAAGAGCUGGUGGACUGUGAUGGGCUUGACCAGGCGUGCAGAGGUGGCCUGCCAUCAAACGCUUAUGAAGCCAUUGAGAAGCUGGGUGGUGUGGAGACUGAAAGUGAUUACUCCUACACCGGGCACAAGCAGACGUGUGACUUCACCACAGGGAAGGUGGUCGCCUACAUCAACAGCUCUGUGGAGCUGUCCAAAGAUGAGAAGGAAAUUGCUGCUUGGUUGGCUGAAAAUGGACCGAUCUCUGUUGCCCUGAAUGCUUUUGCUAUGCAGUUCUACAGAAAGGGUGUGUCUCACCCUCUGAAGAUCUUCUGCAACCCCUGGAUGAUCGACCACGCUGUGCUGAUGGUGGGAUACGGAGAACGUAAAGGUAUCCCCUUCUGGGCCAUCAAAAACAGCUGGGGGGAGGAUUAUGGAGAGCAGGGUUACUACUACCUGUACAGGGGAUCCAAUGCAUGUGGCAUCAACAAGAUGUGCUCAUCUGCUGUAGUCAACUAAACCACCAGCACCACAUUGAGCUCACGCAUAAACAACAACUACCAGCCGACAUCCUUGCUGCACCUCUCAGAAUGCAUGAAGAUCAUCAUCAGAAGCACAUGCAGCCCGACUGAUGUUUCCUUUCCGUUAAACCAGCCGAGUAUUUCAGCUUCUAGCCUCACACCUCAUGUCAGUUUUACCAAACCACACCAGCUCAGUGAAGCUAGCUCUGAUAAGAAAUCUUAUUGUAAUUUUAAACUAGAUUUUAAGUGCGCAGUUCAUUCCGUUAGUCCUGCUGUGUUUUAGCAUCAUCUCUACUCCCAGUAACUGAUCUGUGCUUGAAGUCUGGCUAGUUCUAGUAAGACUUCUCCUCAGUUUUCUUGGAUGUUUUGUUAACAGUGUUCGUGAUAAUGUUAUGUACUUGAAAGGAUUUUUUCAAAGAUAGGGUUUUGACUUUAUUGUGAUUUGAUCCUUACAAUAAAAACUGCAGUGCAAUUCUACUAACUGCUGUAAAACAGUGAAGAAUGAGUGAAGGUUGAAUAAAAAAGUGUGAAAUCCCA
Amphiprion ocellaris (clown anemonefish) is the source of this 2107-nucleotide messenger RNA. It is a transcript of the gene ctsf, whose product is annotated as cathepsin F. The coding region runs from base 159 to 1568 and encodes 469 amino acids. NCBI's taxonomy places the organism in Eukaryota, Metazoa, Chordata, Actinopteri, Pomacentridae. The transcript has 14 exons. The record is from RefSeq and is a predicted model, not a curated record. Gene Ontology annotation, cellular component: lysosome. Gene Ontology annotation, molecular function: cysteine-type endopeptidase activity; cysteine-type endopeptidase inhibitor activity.